Messenger RNA from Uncinocarpus reesii 1704, 2688 nucleotides. RefSeq lists its product as uncharacterized. Bases 1 to 2688 code for a protein of 895 amino acids. Gene Ontology annotation, cellular component: microtubule organizing center. Lineage: Eukaryota; Fungi; Ascomycota; Eurotiomycetes; Onygenales; Onygenaceae. The transcript has 4 exons. The record is from RefSeq and is a predicted model, not a curated record.
AUGGAUUCGAGCACCCAGAGGCGUCUCUCCGGUAUAAACGCGAGCUCCCCGUCUGCGCACUUUACGACUGUGACCGAUCGCCGACAUGAACUGGGCCGGCCCGUAACCCCUGAAGCCGUCGCGCAGCGGAAAUCAAGACGUUCGUCCCACCGUCUGUCAAAGGGCUCCGUCACCACCGUUCAUGCAGGUAUAAUACAGUCCACAUCGACCGUACCUGUCCCAAAUCGUCUAACUGGUUGGCAAGACUCGAGAAACAUGUCUAGUCACCGCUCCGCGGCACAUCAGCCACAUACCCCGAAGAGAUCCGUCUCUACCCCUCACCAUGUACAUCCGAAUUCUACCCUUUUGCAUGAUUUGAUCAAGGAGCAACGCGCCGUGCGCGUGUCGCGUCCGCCAGGCACGUCAAAGCUUGUCCCUGAUGGCCGAUCCUCGCCCGCCCCUGAUACUGUAGAAAGCGCACCGGCUUCGGAGAAGAACCGCAAAUUACUCAACGCUGUCUCUGCUGGCUUGAAGGAUCCAAAGGAGUUGGGACUCAGAGAAAUGGAUCAGUAUGUAUCCAGAAUUAAUAAAGAAAUAUUCGACUUGAAACUCGAAAUCGUUCACCGAAUAGAGCAUAUAAACUCUCUCAAACAAAAAGUGGAGCGGAUGGGCGAGCUGGAAGUGCGAGUCAAAGAACUUGAAGCUGUGGAGGUUGAGUUACAGGAUGCCAAUCAGGGACUACAAAAAGAGCUUGAAAAGCGAAAUAGGGGCCUCUAUGAAGCGGUUGGACUGAUAUGCGACCUGGAAAGCAAAAUCGAAGCGAUGGAAUCCGCGCAGCAUGGCGGCCCUGACUGCAACCCUGACGCGGUGUUAUCUACCGAGACCCUCCAAAUUAAUCAGACGCCAAAAGUAAUACCAAUCAUCGACGUCCCAGACAGGUCCUCAUCUCGUAAAGGCACAACUUCUGCAAUGGCACGCCGCUCUCGCGUUUUGUCAGUGCGACACUCUCGACGACAACCAUCCUUCCUCCAGGAUGAAAGCGAGAAUACAAGUGCAUUGCGGAGCCUCUACGUCGAGGAUAGAAAUAACUCCCGUCCGUUCAGCAUAUUCUCUGGGCGUGAAUCAGAAGAACUGGACUCGCCUCGGUUAAGUGCUCUGAGCGAGUGCAGUGAUUUAGAUUUACUAUCAAGCCCGCUAAAAUUGGACGGACCUAGUGGGAACAUAAUUUCUCAUACUGGUUCAAUCAAAUCCUCAGAUCGGGAAACGGAAACUACUGGAUUCACGGAUGACAUUAGCAGCAGAUUCUCGCGGAUUGAGGAAUGGAUACCAGCCGAUGGGCCUUUGCCUGAUACACGAGACUCGACACCUACUAAUCAUGAAUCACCGGCUCCCCUACGCAUCUCUCGAAAGCAGCCGAUUCUUGGAGCUGCAUUUGAAACCAAACGUAACUUGAAGGGCUCGAAAUCACGGUCGACUCAAAACAAUGCCGCAUUUGGGGCACGGCUACCCCCCACACCUGACACCAUGAGCACUACUUUCAUUGACCCCAGGAGCCGGUCUAACCCAAGCAUCAUUGAAGAAAGAAGCUUAUAUGGACGUGGUCAAAUUUUCUCUUCUGUGACCAGUGAUGAAUCUGUUGGCCGGCCUGGAUCAUCAGUAAACAUGGCGUCUCGCCCUAGCACUGCUGAUACAGCAUUGUUCAAUAGUAUUGAGUGGAAUCACCCAAAUGUCGGACGUCACGGCAAAGCUCAACUCAAUGGCGUAUUCCCACCCCCGGGAAAUAUUCGCCAAUCAUCUGAACCUCCCCAUGCGCACUCUUCUGGCCUUGAUGGAACCCGGCGUGGCACUAACGAUCGCGGUUCUACCUGGGAUUGUGCAAACGAAAGCGAGUUCUCGUCUCGGCCUCAAUAUUCUCAUUCUAUAAGAUCGAGAUUAUCGGAUUCAGCUCUCUCAGAUCCUUCACGCAGCAGAGCUGCAACGAAUUCGGAUAUCUUGAGCCCAGAGGAUUGGCUAGAAGCUGCGCUGCCUGUCUCAAGACAUGUUAUCUCUCGCCGGAGCGCUAGGGCGGGCAUGGAUAAUGGCGUUGAAACCUCAGGAAUGUAUGAACCAGGGAAUCAACUCGAUGCGGAUAUCUCUAUACCAGCUACACGUGCUCGACAUAAAAGAAUGUCUCCAGUGAGCCCCAAAACUCACAUGCGCCGAGGGUUCACUUUCCGCUUUUUCAACCGCCCCAAAAACAACAACCCUAUGGCGUCCGAACCGGUCGACGAAGAGCCAGUAUCAUCCCCAAGAAGUCCCCACGAUAAACGUCCUAGCACCGCCCGCCGUCGUAGCAUGAGACUGGAAUCAUCACCCACAACAACUCCACGAAACCCGAAUGGAUACCGUCCCUUAUCCAGAAGCUCCGUGGGUCCCGACGAAACCUCAAGACCACGCACAUCCAACAGCCUAGAGAACCUAAGACAUUUCCGCCGUGGCUCUAGUGGCCUUUGGGGGUGGUUAAAAGGCUCCAAAAACUCUACUGUGCCCGGAUCGCCUGGCAGGCCAUCCUCUCAGCCCCCCGAGCGGCCGAGUUCAGCGUGUGGAUUUGUGGGCAGGCCGGAUUCGCGGGCGGAUUCUUAUACCGGUGGACGCUCCUCGAGGGACGGUCCGAAUGCACACCAGCGUCGGGCCCGGCAUCCUCUAGCUGCGGAGCUUACGAAAUCCUGA